AACUCAUCCCCUGUGUUGCCACGGGUAAAAUCAUGUAUGCAGAUAGUCAUCCAGCUAAAGGACGCUAGGCAAAUAAAUGUAGGGACAGUGUUUGGUUUGCGGAAGUUAUUCUAGUUGUCGUUUCUAUGGUAAUGGGACGCAUAUGCCCUUGUGGCGGAAGUGUGGUCUGGCUGCUCUCGCCCUGGAUAUGGCAGUCAAUUUUUCACGGACAUGUCUUCUGUAUUUCGCGCUUUCCCUUACUACAGCGCUAGUAUCUCAGUCAUACGGAGACCAAGGAGAGUUUAGCCCCGGACAGGCCUCCCUGCCGGUCGGGAGCAUCGCUGCCACUCGGAGGUACUUGCUAUAUGAUGUUAAUCCCCCUGAGGGAUUUAAUUUGCGUAGGGAUGUAUAUAUUCGAAUGGCCUCUCUCCUUAAGACCUUGCUGAAGAGUUCUGACUGGGUAUUAGUUCUUCCCCCUUGGGGCCGUCUCUAUCACUGGCAGAGUCCUGACAUUCACCAGGUCCGUAUUCCAUGGGUUGAAUUCUUUAAUCUUGGAAGCCUUAACAAAAAUAUCCCAGUCAUUGAGUAUGAAGACUUCUUAGCAGAAUCUGGAGGACCUUUUAUUGAGCAGGUGUAUGUUCUGCAAGGUUACGCUGAGGGGUGGACUUCGGGCAUAUGGGAAGAGAAGGUGGACCAAAGGCCAUGUAUCGACAAGCUCAUGUACUCAGAAGACAAGCAUGGCUACUACAGGGGCUGGUUUUGGGGCUAUGAAGAAACCAGAGGAUUGAAUGUUACAUGCCUGUCAGUUCAGGGCUCAGCAUCUAUUAUGGCUUCAGUUCUACUGGAAAACACUACAGCAAGAUCCAUAAUGCUUGACAGAGCAGAAAACCUUCUGCAUGAUCAUUAUGGAGGCAAAGACUACUGGGAUACACGGCGCAGCAUGGUGUUUGCACAACAUCUACGAGUGGUGGGAGAUGAAUUCCGUGACAACUUUCUCCAAUCAAAUGAUGAAGCUGAUAAGACCAUUUUUCAAGAUGACUGGACCAAGGUGAAGAUAAAGCCAAGUACCCCACUUGGGGGUCCUUACCUUGGAGUCCACCUAAGGAGAAAAGAUUUCAUUUGGGGACACAGGGAGGAUGUGCCGAGUUUGCAGAGGGCAUCAGAUGAAAUCCACUCUCUCCUGAAGAAAUUAAAACUCAAGAGAGUCUUUAUUGCUACCGAUGCUGAUCAAGAAGAUCUUGAAGAGCUGAGGAAGCUAAUCCCUGAAAUGAUUCGAUACGAACCUACGUGGGAGGAACUGGAGUUGUAUAAGGAUGGCGGUGUGGCAAUUAUAGACCAGUGGAUCUGCGCUCAUGCCAGGUAUUUUAUUGGUACUUCUGUGUCUACCUUCUCCUUCCGUAUUCAUGAGGAACGAGAAAUUCUGGGCUUUGACCCAAAGACCACCUACAACCGAUUCUGUGGCGAAAAGGAGAAGAACUGUGAACAGCCCACCCACUGGAAAAUUGUAUACUGAAUAGCAGUAACAAGAUUCGACCAGGAUAAACUACACCUGAGCAUUUGCCACCUAGUCACAAACUGCUGCCUCUCCAGACCAAGUGCUGAUGUUUAUAUAAAGCAGCUCAUCACCAGCAUACAUUGGAAUUCUGAUACUGCUACUCUUCAGCAUUUCAACAUUGGUUUAUUCCUUAGUUGCGUGAGGCAAAAGUGGAAUGUCAUUAAAUGUUAAUAUAAUGUUAUAUGCUAUUGCAGAGAAAUACAAGUAUUGUAUAUCAGUUUAUGGAAGAUAGAAGGCACACUAGACUUGUGAAAUAUGUUUUUAAUUGUGCCCAGAAUAUCUUACUGUGUUAUUUAAGCCAAAGUUGUCCUUUCUGGGGAGCCUUGUUUUUGUGGGAUUAGGGUGUCAUAAAAAAAAUGCACUAAUAAAAUGACUGUGGAAAAUGGUGCAUACGAAUCUCCAGGGUAGGAAAAAUAAUUGGCAGCAGUAGCAAGAGUACUAGAUAGGGACUCUGCUUUGAAGAGAUGCAUUUAUCUUAGGCUCCAAGUGAUGGUUAGUGGUUCCUUUAUAGGUAUAUCUUGAGGUUCAAUUAUGUGUAAAGCUAGCUGUAAGAGUUCAAUCACUAAAUCUGGAAAACACUGCCAUAGGCUUGAGAAAUCUUGCUAUUUUUUAUAAAUGUUCAUAGACUGCCACUGGUUAACUGCAGUGUAUUUUUUUUAAAGUAUUGUGUAAAGCCAUUUAAUAGGCCUUUGCACUAGAGUGAUCAUUAUGUUGUAUAGAUUGCUUUUUUCACUUUACACCUAAUGCAGAAUGAGCUAUAAAACAUUUUAUUCACUUCAGUAUUAUCUGCAGGUAAGAUAAAUAUUUGUAAGUCAUUAUAUCAUACUUUAUUUAGGAUGAUGUACCUGCUAUAGUUUAGCAAUAAAGUUACAAAUCCCAAGCUCCACAAACGUUUUAACACUAGCUUUUAACUUAUAUAUUUUGUAAUUACGGUGAUUCAGCUAUGUGAACACCUAACAAAAGUAUUCAUGCUUUUUUUCCCCCGCUUAGUGUAAUUAUAAAAUCCUGCAACUUCUUCAUUAUCAUCGCUGAUGGUUGUGUUGUAUAUUUAUCUGCCAUUUUCUAAAGUUAUUAGAUACUCAUGUCACAUCUAACUUGUGUCCAUGUAGCAACAAUGCAGUUUGACAUUUUGUAUUAGGUCCUGAUUUCAACAAUAUUGCAUUUAUCUCAACAGAGACCCUGUUGACUACAGUCUCUCAUAAAUUUUGCAGCCUCAUGAUGAAAUAGCAACUCACUUAUUUAACACCGUUACGUUAUACAGAUGAUAAUGAAUGUGAUUUUCAGAUACCCGUUUUAAAUGUAAAUACCACUGAGAAAUGCGGUUUAUUUUGUGGCUUUUUAUAUAGCAGUGUUGCAUUUUGGGAGUUUUUCUCAUAAUCAAGUAAGUUGUAAUUUUAUAUUAGCUGGUAAGUGCACCCAGCAGUGAGACUAUUUUCUAUGUAUACCUCAAUUCAAUUCAGUGUUUUUUUUUUUUUAUAAAAAGUACUUUUUGUAUUUUUGCGGACUGAAAUAUGAAUGAAAAUAUGACUGAUCUAUGUCUUUGCAUAUCCAAUUGUGUUUGUUUAUUAAUAAAAACAAAUGUCUGACACCUCAAUAAUAA
Molecule: messenger RNA, 3134 nt
Organism: Bombina bombina (fire-bellied toad)
Lineage: Eukaryota; Metazoa; Chordata; Amphibia; Anura; Bombinatoridae
Gene: POFUT2
Product: protein O-fucosyltransferase 2
Exons: 9
Coding region: 143-1492 (449 amino acids)
Biological process (GO): protein O-linked glycosylation via fucose
Molecular function (GO): peptide-O-fucosyltransferase activity
Source: RefSeq, a predicted model, not a curated record